UUACACCUGGUGCGUGCAAUACGGAGGCCUAUCUCACAGCCGAACUUUUUCUUUUCCCUCUUUCCUCUACGCAUACGUUGCUUCCUCGACGCACAAAAACACUCUCAUCUCCCCCGCUCUCUACUGUUUGUAAGAGGUUGGGGGGCAAUGGCCAGCGUACGAAGCAAUCUUGUUCUAAAGGAGUUCUGCCAAAUCUCCCCAUUCCUGAGGUCUAGCUGGGCGAUUUUGCCCAUACCGAUCCGCGUCCACAUCGGAAUCGGCCGCGUCCGCUGCGCCGCCGCGGGAUCCGGCGAUGGGGGGAAGAAGGUGUCUGCUCGCCUAUCUAUGAUGCAACAAAUCCUUCAGGAUGCUGAAGAGAGGGCUCUCUCGGCCGGCUCCGAGCCCACCCCUAAGAUUACAGUGGACCACGUCACUGUUAGCUUUGCAAGAAGUGGGGGGCCUGGUGGUCAAAAUGUAAAUAAAGUGAACACUAAGGUAGACAUGCGCUUCAAUGUUAAACAAGCACAUUGGCUUAGCGAAAGAGUCAGGGAGAGAAUACUUCAAAUGGAAAAAAAUCGUAUCAACAAGGAUGGGGAGAUUGUAAUUUCAUCAACAAAGACAAGAACACAAAAGGGUAACAUUAAUGAUGCACUGGAGAAACUGCAGGCUAUAAUAGAUGCGGCCUCGUAUGUUCCACCACCUCCUUCAGAAGAGCAAAAGAAAAAGAUAGAAAAAUUGGCUGCUAUUGGAGAACAGAAGAGGAUACAGAACAAGAAAGCUAUCUCACAGAAAAAGGCAAUUAGGAGAAACAAAGAGAGUUGGGAUUGACCCUAAGGUUGAAUAUGCAAGGGGUUUGCUAGAGAAGUUGAUGGAUCCAUGUUGUUAGUUAAUAAAUACACUCCAUGGAAGUGAGUUGCUGAAAUUAUUACAAGAAACAUGUGCUUUAGUUGGUGAGUCUUUUUCGAUGCAUGUAAACUAGUAAAAUCUUUCUGCACGAUGGUCCAAUUUAUGUAAAUGAUCAUUCAUCCAUCUUUCUUACCAGCAAGUUCAUCUCACCAUGGCUGUUACUGAAUUACAUGUGAAUUAUAAGGCAUCAUACAAAUGGAUUUGGUGUUAUGACCAUAUGCUGGAAAUAUGACCAUAGACUGAACCAAUUUGAUAAUGUUUUAGGCUUUAAUUUUUUAUUUUAAUAAAUUUAGUGAUAUAUGUAAAUUAUUGAA
This is a messenger RNA of Elaeis guineensis (African oil palm), 1199 nucleotides long. RefSeq lists its product as uncharacterized. Gene Ontology annotation, biological process: translational termination. Lineage: Eukaryota; Viridiplantae; Streptophyta; Magnoliopsida; Arecales; Arecaceae. Gene Ontology annotation, molecular function: translation release factor activity. The record is from RefSeq and is a predicted model, not a curated record.